Molecule: messenger RNA, 1397 nt
Organism: Diabrotica virgifera virgifera (western corn rootworm)
Lineage: Eukaryota; Metazoa; Arthropoda; Insecta; Coleoptera; Chrysomelidae
Product: probable serine hydrolase
Exons: 3
Coding region: 104-1144 (346 amino acids)
Source: RefSeq, a predicted model, not a curated record
AACAAAGGUACAUAAAAUGUGCUCUAUGUAUGAAUUACAUUAAAAACUAUUUCGUCACCUGACAGCAGUUAUCAGUUCUUUUUUAAAAGUUAGGUUAUAAGAAAUGUUUUCUUCCAGAUCUGCAGCAAGGCUGUUUAAAGUAAAUAAAUUUGGAAACAUACAUCGAUAUUCUUCAUCGACGAAAAGGGAGUUCAAAGAAAUAAAGAUCAAGGUGCCGUGGGGAUAUGUAGCUGGAAAAUGGUGGGAGCCCUAUGAUAUACGACCUGUAUUAACCAUCCAUGGCUGGCAAGAUAAUUGCCAGUCCUUCGACAGACUAAUACCUCUGCUUAACAAAAAUGUAGGCUUCUUAGCCAUAGAUUUACCAGGACAUGGCUACUCAUCAAAAUUUCCGAACGGAAUGCUUUAUCAUCUCGCAAAUUACUUACUGAUCAUUAAAAGCCUAUCAAAAACCUUUGAAUGGCCGAACACAUCAUUGAUGGGACACUCACUCGGUGCUGUCACGUCAUACAUCUAUUCAAUGCUCUACCCUUCGGAAGUAGACUAUUUGAUAUGUUUAGAUGCAGUUAAACCUAUGGUCAGUAAAAAACAACACCAGCAUUAUGCGGCAGCACUCGAAAAAUUUUUCAAAUAUAAUAAUUUCUUAACUAGUGGAGAACCCCCCAGUUAUACCAUAGAAGAAAUAUCGAAAUUAGUUUCAACAGCCCAUAGACAUUCUAUUUUGCCCGAAAAUGCGAAAUAUAUCUAUGAAAGAAAUAUAGCUCCUUCUGAAGUCCAUCCAGGCAAAUACUAUUUCACCAGAGAUCCGAGACUGAAGACUGGUUCAUUUACCACAUAUUGCCAAAGAGAUUUGGUUGAAUUAGCCCAACAUAUCACUAUGCCUAUUUUUAUAGCAAAAGCUAAGGAUUCAAUCUAUUACGAGGACAAGGAGAACUUUUAUGAAGUCAUCGAUGUCAUAAAAAGAUCAAGUUCCGAUUGUGAUUUUCAUUAUGUUCCUGGUAGUCACCAUGUGCAUCUAAACCAUCCAGAAAAUGUUUCUGAUUUAAUCAAUAAUUUUAUUAGGAAAAAUAGUGUAAAAGAUAGGACUAAGGGUGGCAUUACUGAAGACAUAAUCGUGAAUAAUGAAAAAAGGAUGGAGGGUACCUAGAAACACGAUGUCAGAGAUGCAGUUCCAAAAAUGAUACGCAUGCAAAAAUUAUUUAUCAACGAGACCAUAAAAAGCUUCAACCGCCAAUUUAAAAAGACAUGAUAUCCUUCUUUAGUUGUUUUUGAUUGGAAGAAUGGUGUUAAAUAACUAAAGAACAAGAAAAAAUAAGAGACCAUAAUUUGUAAAUAGUGAAAAAAUAAAUAUAAUUUAUUAAUAAACUAUGUAUUUUGAAUUUAUUAAAUUUUUUGUUAAA